Molecule: messenger RNA, 729 nt
Organism: Miscanthus lutarioriparius
Lineage: Eukaryota; Viridiplantae; Streptophyta; Magnoliopsida; Poales; Poaceae
Source: the annotation of a GenBank genome assembly
AUGGCGCCGCACCCGCACCCGCAGGAGGACAAAUCAGACCGCCACAGCGCCGGCGCCGGCGCGUCGAGGGAGCAGGAGCGGCGGCCGUCCAAGGCAUGGGGAAUCCUCAUCUUCGGCCUCAUCGGUGUCACCACUGCCAGUUUCGCGAUUACUCAAGUUCGCAGAAGCGUGGACUGGUUCUACACUCAGUUGAAUAAAGUGCAGACAACAUCGUCUUGGAGGUAUACAAGUAAUAGCUCAAGUCGUGGAAGUUUCAGUGAGGAAGCUAAGAAAAGAUAUUAUCAGCGAAUGCAGCAGGAAUAUGAAGAGGAACAAGAGAGAGUUCAAAGAAUAAGGCAUAUGCAAAGUGUUUUCAACAGCGAGAGGAAUAAAUUUAGACGAGGUUAUGAAAGCUGGAGGGAGAAUGGCCCUCCUGGUGGCUACAAUUACAUCCCUCGGGAUGAUUGGUAUUGGCAGACUGAUACUUCUCACUCGGAACAUAAAAAUAGACGGACGUACACACCGGCAGGACCUAGGGUUUAUCCUAUGUCGCAUCACUAUGCAGUUCUGGGUCUUGACAGAUCACGAGCAACACCAUAUACAGAUGCAGAAGUGAAGACUGCUUUUAGAACAAAAGCAAUGGAAGUCCAUCCUGAUCAAAAUCAAGAUGAUAGAGAGGCUGCAGAAGAGAAGUUCAAGGAGGUUGUCAAGUCUUACGAAGCAAUUAAAUUGGAGAGAAAAAACGGUUAA